Clupea harengus (Atlantic herring) is the source of this 1926-nucleotide messenger RNA. RefSeq names its product nuclear factor 7, brain-like. Gene Ontology annotation, molecular function: zinc ion binding; protein binding. The record is from RefSeq and is a predicted model, not a curated record. Lineage: Eukaryota; Metazoa; Chordata; Actinopteri; Clupeiformes; Clupeidae.
UUAGAGGGCCCCUAGAGGGCACUGUAAACCAGGAAGUGCGUCUACACGGUUGGCAGGGUCAAGGUUUACUUUACACGGAACACAAUUCUCCAAUUUCUCACAUCAGUCAUGGCAACUCAGCCUCUACCAGAGGAGGACCUCUCCUGUCCAGUGUGCUGUGACAUUUUCAAGGACCCUGUUGUCCUGUCAUGCAGUCACAGCUUCUGCGAGGACUGCCUAAAGAAAUACUGGGUAAACAACCACCACAGGCCCUGCCCUGUGUGCAGGAAUCUGUCCUUGACUGACAACCCCCCGGUCAACCUGGCUCUGAGGAACCUGUGCGCGGCCUUCAAAGAGGACACUGAGAGAAGGACUGCAGCGCAGUCGAAGCUCUGCGGUCGUCACGGGGACCAGCUCAAGCUCUUCUGCCUGGAGGAUAAACGUCCGGUGUGUGUGGACUGUCUGACCAGGGAGCACAAGGAUCACAAGUUCUGCUCCUCACAGGAAGCUGUUCAGAUGUACAAGGAUGCUCUGAAGACGACUCUGAAGCCGCUGCGUGAGAGACUGGCAUCAAUGGAAAAGAACAAAGAAACCUGGGACAACACUGGACAACUUUGCAUUAGUCAAGCCAAGUCCACAAAGAGCCUUAUCAAAGAGCAGUUCAACAAACUGCACGUGUUUCUGCAAACGGAAGAGGCCAUUUUUAUUGAUGAGCUGAGGAAGGAGCAGGAAAAGAAAAGUGAAACCAUUAAGAAUAAAAUAGAGGAAAUCACACAAGCAAUCACCUCCAUCUCACAAACCAUCAGCUCCAUCGAGCAGGACAUGCAAGCCGAUGACCUAUCAUUCCUGCAGAACUUCCAAGAGACAGAAAAGAGGACAGAGUGCACAGUAGAAGAUCCAGAAGAUUUAACCGGGGCACUAAUCAAUGUGGCAAAAUAUUUGGGCAACCUUAAGUUCAAUGUUUGGAAGAAGAUGCAGGAUAUUGUUAAAUACACACCCAUAUGUCUGGAUCCAAACACGGCCCACCCCAUGCUUAGAGUAUCUGAUGGGCUCAACACUCUCUCAGCCACUGGGAAGCAGCCUCUUCCAGACAACUCGGAGAGGUUUGACACCUACGUACAGGUGCUAGGCUCCGAAGGCUACACCGCGGGGAAACACGCCUGGGAAGUGGAAGUCGGCAGCAACACAAGCUGGCUUCUGGGCGUCGUGAAAGAGUCAGUGAAGAGAAAAGGGAGGCUUUCGCCCUUAAGCCCUGCCAGUGGCCUCUGGAGCAUCUGGCAUCGCGAUGGCAGCUACAUCGCGGUCACCGCCCCGGAAACCCCGCUGCUGGUGAAGAAGAAGCCCCACAGGGUGAGGGUCGAGCUGGACCUGGACCGAGGGGAGGUGGUGUUCAGUGACCCCGCUGCAAAGGCCACGCUGCACAAAUUCAGACACAAUUUCACAGAGAAAAUGUUUCCCUUGGUGUCCACAGGCACCGACUCCCUGAGAGUUUUACCUCAGAGGAUUUCCAUUUCAGUGGAGUAGAAUUCUUAAAACAAACACUCAGAGUUUGUAUACAUUUAAAGUUUUUAAUGAGUUCAUGAAUAGAGUCAUGUUAGAUACAGAGCAGAAAGUAUUCUGUGCAAUUAUAAGACAGUCCUCAUGGUGUCAGUAAGCUCCCAUCUAAACCAAUGCUUUACUCCCAGGAUUGGAUAGCAGUUAAGAGGUAAUGUUUUGUACAUGACACAGUUGAAGUAAUGUUCUAUGGCGUUUUGUCUUUGUCUACAAACAUCACAUUUAUUUUCCUUAGUCACUCUUAGAUUUAGUUACUGAUAUGUGACGUACAUUAGGCCUAGACUCGAAUUAAUCGUAUAAUAAUUCAGCAACGUUGCAAGAAGUAUUUUCAAAUAAAUACAAUCAAACUGUUAAAUUAAAUAACAAAAUGAAAUAAAAAAAAUUACAUAAAAA